This is a messenger RNA of Haliotis rufescens (red abalone), 9865 nucleotides long. Its product is annotated as calcium-independent protein kinase C-like. Gene Ontology annotation, molecular function: ATP binding; diacylglycerol-dependent serine/threonine kinase activity. Bases 176 to 2488 code for a protein of 770 amino acids. NCBI's taxonomy places the organism in Eukaryota, Metazoa, Mollusca, Gastropoda, Lepetellida, Haliotidae. Gene Ontology annotation, biological process: protein phosphorylation. The transcript is spliced from 16 exons. The record is from RefSeq and is a predicted model, not a curated record.
GCAUUUUCAGUACAGGGAAUGGGCCCUGUAGGUGAAUUCACAUUACAACUUCCGUAAUAAUCUACAGCUCUGUGUCGUCAAUUUGGGGAGGAUUUGUGCCUCAUAUUGGAAUUCUGUGUCGCUUGGAGAGUUGGAUACGGCGACGACGUGCUCUUAACGUGUGUUUUUUCAUUGGAUGUAUGGGCGGCUUAGGCCGAAAAUGGUGUUUUUUAAUGGCUCUGUCAAGUUAAAGGUAUGCGAGGCGUCGGAUCUCAGACCCACCGACUUUGCCCUACGCCAUCAAAUGGGCCCCAACAAAGCAGUGACCCUCAUAGAUCCAUAUGUGUCUAUAAACGUUGAUGAGUUGUUUGUGGCUAGAACGACUUCUAAAGCAAAGACAUGUCGCCCAAUUUGGAAUGAGGAUUUUGUCGCCGAGGUGCACAAUGGACAAAACAUCGGUCUAACUGUGUUUCACGAUGCGGCAAUUCCGCCUGACGAAUUUGUCGCGAAUUGCACCAUUUUAUUCGAGGAUUUGGUGGACAAGAAGGCAGAUAUAUGGAUUGACUUGGAACCCACAGGAAAGGUUCACGUCCUAGUCGAACUGAAUGGCUCGUCCUCCGAUGACCGCCAGUUGGACAGAGAGGAAGCCACUGUAGGGUCCGUAGCACAGAAAGAUCAAAGAGAAAGAGUAUUUAAGGAAAAAGAUGGCUUGCUCAAUCGGCGGCGUGGUGCUAUGCGAAGGCGGGUCCACCAGGUCAACGGACACAAGUUCAUGGCAACAAUUUUACGACAACCAACAUUUUGCUCACUUUGUAGGGAUUUUAUAUGGGGACUUGGGAAGCAGGGCUACCAGUGUCAAGUUUGUACUUGUGUUGUUCAUAAACGCUGUCACGAGAUUGUGGUCACCAAGUGUCCGGGCUGCACCAAGGAAGGUGAUGAGGCCACGGGCACAAGGUUCAAUAUCAACGUUCCUCAUCGGUUUUGUGUCCAUAGUUACAAGCGUCCCACAUUCUGUGACCACUGUGGGUCACUUCUCUAUGGGAUCAUAAAGCAAGGCUUGCAAUGUGACGCAUGCAAAAUGAACAUCCACAAACGUUGUCAAAAGAAUGUGGCCAAUAACUGUGGUAUUAAUGACCGGAUGCGGGACAUGGCCCAGAUUCUGCAUGACCUGGGAAUCUCAGGAGACAAACUCAGUGGCAAGCCCAAGAAGUGUUGUGCUUUUCAGCCCUCAUUUAGUGAGUCUCCCAACAAGAGUGCUGCAACAGUUCAUGAAAGAUCUUACUCAUCACCAAUACCUGCCAUGCCAGAUGCAUAUGAGGAUGUGUUAAUGGAAGCAGGUCGUCAUACAUUUAUGGGGGACACGUUGAUGGUGUCAUCCACUAAUGACCACCAGAGAGCCAGGAGUCCAUCACAAGAGCGUGGGGCACGCAUGCGUUACCAUCUCACAGACUUCAACUUUAUCAAAGUUCUUGGGAAAGGAAGUUUUGGGAAGGUGAUGCUGGCUGAGUGCAAGGGUACAGAUGAGGUGUUUGCUGUGAAAGUGUUAAAGAAAGAUGUGAUAUUACAAGACGAUGAUGUGGAGUGUACAAUGACAGAGAAGAGGAUACUGGCUCUGUCGGCUAAGCACCCCUUCCUCACUGCACUACACUCCUCUUUCCAGACAAAGGAGCGCUUGUUCUUCGUGAUGGAAUAUGUCAAUGGAGGCGAUCUCAUGUUCCAAAUACAGAGAGCUCGCAAGUUUGACGAGCCACGGGCACGCUUUUAUGCUGCUGAGGUGACACUAGCGCUCAUGUUCUUACACAAAAAUGGAAUUAUCUAUAGAGAUUUAAAAUUAGACAACAUUCUCCUUGAUGCGGAAGGCCACUGUAAGAUUGCUGACUUUGGUAUGUGCAAGGAAGGAAUGUUCGAGAACAGAACUACGCAGACAUUCUGUGGGACGCCAGACUAUAUUGCUCCAGAGAUUCUGCAAGAGCUGGAGUAUGAUGCGUCUGUGGACUGGUGGGCACUGGGGGUGCUCAUGUACGAGAUGAUGGCAGGCCAGCCACCGUUUGAGGCAGACAAUGAAGAUGACCUGUUUGAGUCUAUACUUCACGACGAUGUGCUCUACCCGGUCUGGCUCAGCAAGGAGGCAGUAGCCAUUCUCAAAGGGUUUAUGACAAAGAACCCAGCAAAGCGACUAGGCUGUGUUAAAACCCAGGGCUGUGAGAAAGCUAUUCUCAUUCACCCGUUUUUCCAUGAGAAAAUUGACUGGGAGGCAUUAGAACAGCGGAAGGUGAAACCGCCCUUCAGACCAAAAAUUAAAAACAAAACGGAUGCCAACAACUUUGACCGGGACUUCACGUCGGAGGAGCCUGUGUUGACACCGAUGGAUCCAACCAUGGUGAAGUCCAUUAACCAGGAAGAGUUCCGAGGAUUCUCGUUCAUCAACCCUGACUACGGCAAGCUGGACCUAGAGGGCGCCACAGGCACAUGUGCUGCUGCCUCUUCAGCUGUGGGGACAGGGCACUAGUGUCUCCCACCCCUAUCUACCAGCACCCCUCCCACAGACAGACCGACAGACAGAUGGACACACAAUGGCCCUACAUAGUUAUUUAUUGAAUCCCAGUUCACUCUGAGCAUUGGAGGUCCUGAGAUGUAUGUUUGAACUGUGAAGCCGUCUCUCUGAAGGGCGGACAAAUCCAGCCGCUCUGUCCUUCAGCCACUGCGGAUGGCACUCUCUCCUGUAUUUAUUGAUUCCAUGGCCUCAGAAUCACUCCUGAUAUCUUCAUGCUGUGUAGGAGGUAUGGAGGCUCAGAUGGAACUGUUUUAACUUUGGUUUAUUGUCUAUCAACUGUUGGACGGCUCCACCACAUAACAUGUUUAUUUAUUCAAAUCAAGUCUUCUUUGUUUUGGGUUUUUCUUCCUGAGUGAGAAUGAGUCAGUUUGAUCCCGUUGACCACUGAUAGUUAAGGCUUUUGUUAUUUCACAUGAUAUUAAGUUUAUGGUGACUCUAAGCCCUGUGUUCAUUUUGUUAUGACUGAUUCCUCUAAGGUAUCAAGUAUUACUUGUCAUAAUACAUGCUCAGCAUUUCUUCUACAUACAGUUAAUGAGGCUGCAGGCAAGUGUGGCCGGUGUCUGCCCAAUGUUUAAGAAUCAUGGAAUAAUGGGAUUCAGAGCUGCAGUGAUUGUUCAACCAAGUUGGUGAAUGAUGUUGGCCUCAUUUCCUGAGUCCAUUAAGACAAGGCGGUUUCAGACUCUGGGAUGCUAGAUCUCCCAGCUCCCUCCUUUUUGCAGCAUUUCUGUCGCCUUCAAGUUUUUCUUCUUUUCUUUAACUUUGGUGUUGAGCCUCUUAGAUUUGAUAAUGAGCUAUCAGAGAAAUCUGAGGCAGCAUUUUAUAAUAAAUAACCUUCAAAUAAUUAAAGAAAAUGCAUAAUUAUAGCCUCUACUUGUCCCCUACCCAAUAUAUUUAUUCUCCAGGAAGAUGUAAAUCAAUAGUGUUCUGUUGUAUAUGAGAAUGUUAUUCUUAAAGCUGUACAAAUCCAGUGAUGUAAGGAGCUUUGCAUUUGAAUGUUCUAUUAUGGCAUAAAAUGUCAGCUAACCUCUUUUAUGCUAAGUCCAAUUUUUUGUGCAAGUUUGCCUGACAACCGUCAUUAAAAAUCUCUCAUUUCUCCAUUGUUAAUGAAAGUUGGUGGAAAGCCUGUUCAAUUUGCCAAAUCAUAAUAUACAAUCUGUUGUUCAGUGUCCAUGCAUGGUUGACCUGUUGGCUACAUAUCAAUGUGGUGGCCAUCUUGCAAUGUGACCUAUUUUUUACAUUUAAUACUGUUAUCUCAACAACUCUCCCCUGGUCUUUUUGACAAAGAUUAUCCUUGCAUGGUUGAGACACUUCCGACUGAAUGUAGUGAACUUGGUAACCACACUGAUCAGUACAAAGUAAGAUUUGUCCUCUUCUGCUAAUGUCUUUUUAUUCAUUCAUUGACUACCAAACACUACACAUUUAGAUGUAAUUUUAUCCUUCCAGGUUAAUUCCUAUUUUAUGAAAAAAAGUAUUCCAUAGAAGAUGAUGACUAUUCAUAGGAAUCCUGCUUUGCCAUAAAGCCCAGGGCUAGUAUUGUCAUAUUGUUGCAAGAUGUCCUUCAUCUAAUGCAUUGUCAGAGUACUGACUUUUCAUGUGCAAUAUGGGUAUUUUAGCAUCAAGACAGUUGUGUUCCUGUUAUUAUUAUUAUUAUUAAUAAUUGUUUAUGAAAGCUGUAGCUAUAUGCAUAUUAAAGACUCUAUAUUCAAGUUUUCAUGGAAACAGAAUGACGAUGAUCUGUAACACGAUAUUCCUGGCCCAUCUGUGAGUAUGGCCUUGUGCUGCAUUUGUCAACUCAUAUGUUUAUUUAAAACUCAUAUUAUUGAGAUAAACAUUAUUUUACUAUUUUUCCUUGAAAUAUUGCUUUUCUCUUUAAUAUGCAUUUGGCAUGUCAUGAGAAAUAAGUUUUUCACAGGAGUGCACUAUCUUUUUUGUUUCUCUAUUAUAUAUAAUAUAUUGUGAAUACAAUGGCUUUUAGGCAGGCCUUGACUGUUGAUUUUUUAUGUGUAAAUUAUGAAUAUUUGUAAAAAUGUUUGGUAUGAUACACCUGACACAAGUGACCACAGAUAACCUAGGCAUGUCCAAUCUGCAUUGUGUUGUUAGGCAUGUGUUACUCGCUGAUUGCACUAGGUCCCAUCUCUCCUCUGUCUGUCUCUCUCUCUCCCUCUCUCACACACAUACACACACUGAGAUGGGGUGUUACUAUUAACUACUUUUAACAGUAUCUUAUUGAGUCCUUCACAGGAACGUUGUGUGCAUGUUGAACAUGGUGUUGUGCAGAGACCAACCGUAGGGAUGCAGUGAAUCCCAGCAAGGGCAUUAGUCUCAACAUGGGAUACUCAAUUUACUAGGAUCAAAAUUGCUGAUAUUAACACUAAGUGUAAUUUAUUUCUGUAUCUUGGAGGAAACAUGCUGAAUUCAUUCAUACUUUCUGAAAGAUAAUGUCUCCUCACCUAAACGGUAGAUAAUAUGCUGAUGGCUGCAAGUUGAGCAAUCAUGCAUACAUUGGACUCUAUCUUUGUAGAAUUAUUAGAGAUGCCUACUAGUAUAUCAUUUAUGUGCCAAAAGUAGCAUUAAACCUGAAAGAGAAUAAUUCUGUUAGAUUAAUUUACCUAAUAAAGGUAGAGAUCAAUGAAUUUCUUCUAUCAUUUCAUAGUAAUGCCAUCAACUGGAUAUCAAGUGAAAUAAGUACUUAAAGGACACAUCAGAAUUGUUCAGGGUAUAACAGGCUACCCUGUUAAAGGAUAAUAUUAACUUCGUCCCAUAUGCUUCAUGUUUUCAAAUUGUUUGUUCAUGAACUAAGUAAUUUUUUGUCCUGUUAAACAUGUCAUUGCAGUUGCGAGAGAAAAAUAAUUUUUUAUUUCAAAAGUUAAGGAAAUGCAGUUCUGUGAGGUUUCUUAAUCUCUGACCAUCAGUAUGUGAUAGUCUCAUUCUAGGUAGAAAAAGUUUGGUAAGUGAGAAGCUUAAUAUUUAAUGUACUUGUUAGAAGUAUGAAUGUUUCAGGAGAAACCUGAAACCAGAUGAACAACAUUUGAUAUUUGACGAUUGAAACACCUUGUUCUGUUGGAGCUCAAUCUCUAGUCAACUUUUUCAUUAUUCAUUAAGGAAAUCUAAUCCUGCAGCUAUUCUUGGUGAGAAUAUCCCCGAUUUGUGCAAUAUGAGACAUAUUUCCUACAAAGCCAGCAUACAGAGGGUACCUUUAUGACAUAUUGGCUUGCUCAAUGUAUAGUAUUCCCAAGGUGCAAAUCCAUCAUGGAUAUACUAGAACAUAUAUGUAUUUCUGGUUUAAGCAAAGUAAGAGCCAGAUUGUGAACCACACCGUAUUAAGUUGUUAAGUUCAUAGCAGACUGUAUAGGUGACAAGUAUGUUGUUUCUGUGGUGAGUUGGGUCAGUUUCUGUUUUCACUGUUAUGGAGCAAGGAAUCUCCAGAGCAAUCUAUGGUAGGGCUGUGCAGCAAGCUCAGUUCCCCACCAGCAACACCUGAUCUUCAGUUCAAUCACUUCUGUCCACACAUCACAAAUAUUUCAACAUGGGUCUAAGAUAAGGCCAGGGGCAGUAGGCAUCAUGGAUGUUGCAGCUGGGACUGUAUGCCCUCUGCUUGCCCUGCGCAUCUAUGUGGUGCAAUACUCUCUCCUUGUCAUGGUCUCAUCUCGGAAGUAGUCAUACCACUCAGGUAGUCUGUGCGGUGAUGCAUCUCUCCCUGCCUCUUGACACCUUCUUCACACCACCACUACAACAACCACCACCCGAUCCCAUAUCCAACACAGCCUGUAUGGUGAUGCAUCUCUUCCUGCCUCUUGACACCUUCUUCACACCACCACCACUACAACAACCACCACCCGAUCCCAUAUCCAACACAGCCUGUAUGGUGAUGCAUCUCUUCCUGCCUCUUGACACCUUCUUCACACCACCACCACUACAACAACCACCACCCGAUCCCAUAUCCCACACCACACAGCCUGUAUGGUGAUGCAUCUCUCCCUGCCUCUUGACACCUUCUUCACACCACCACCACUACAACAACCACCACCCGAUCCCAUAUCCCACACCACACAGCCUGUAUGGUGAUGCAUCUCUCCCUGCCUCUUGACACCUUCUUCACACCACCACCACUACAACAACCACCACCCGAUCCCAUAUCCCACACCACACAGCCUGUAUGGUGAUGCAUCUCUUCCUGCCUCUUGACACCUUCACACCACCACCACUACAACAACAACCACCACCCGAUCCCAUAUCCCUCACCACACAGCCUGUAUGGUGAUGCAUCUCUCCCUGCCUCUUGACACCUUCUUCACACCACCACCACUACAACAACCACCACCAGAACCCAUAUCCCACACCACACAGCCUGUAUGGUGAUGCAUCUCUCCCUGCCUCUUUGACACCUUCUUCACACCACCACCACUACAACAACCACCACCCGAUCCCAUAUCCCACACCACACAGCCUGUAUGGUGAUGCAUCUCUCCCUGCCUCUUGACACCUUCUUCACACCACCACCACUACAACAACCACCACCCGAUCCCAUAUCCCACACCACACAGCCCGUAUGGUGAUGCAUCUCUUCCUGCCUCUUGACACCUUCUUCACACCACCACCACUACAACAACCACCACCCGAUCCCAUAUCCCACACCACACAGCCUGUAUGGUGAUGCAUCUCUCCCUGCCUCUUGACACCGUCUUCACGCCACCACCACUACAACAACCACCACCCGAUCCCAUAUCCCACACCACACAGCCUGUAUGGUGAUGCAUCUCUCCCUGCCUCUUUGACAUCUUCUUCACAACAGACCGCCUUCAUGGUCUAGUUGAUAGAAUGUCUGUGCUGCGAGCAAAAGGUCAGUGGUUUUGAUCCCUGGCCACAUGAUACCAAAGGACGCUCAGACAUGGUUCUUAGCAUUAAGGGGCUAAAACAAGGAUUAGUCUGGUCUGAGUCAAGUAUACUGUGUGUGAGUCGGGUAUGCAUGUAAAACUGCUAUAUAAGUGCAAUAAUCUUGAAGGCAAGUUAAACCCCAUUUCACCCCUUUACCACAACCACUGCCCCAUUUCCCAAACCACACCCUGCAGUCUGUGUCAUAGUGCAUCUCUCCCUGUCUCUUAGCAUACCAAUCACCACUACAAUAACAACAACCACCACACCACCCCAGUCAAAUACAAGCCCAGUCGCCUGUGUGGUUGGUGCGUCUUUCCCUGUCUCAUCUCCUUCACACACACCACCACCACAGUGGCCAGAGCCCAUCAGCCGCCAUUCAUACAUGCCAUGGUGACAGCUUGUCCUCAUCAACACAAGCUGUACAACAGAUAGAUUUCAUUAACAUUUCAGCCGUUUUCACUCAGUUGUGUUAUAUUGUAUGCCAGACAUGAUCAGCCUAGGACAUAGGAGGUAACCUUGUGCCAGCUAGUCAACAGUGACUUGGCGAAGCUUUGGGCACUCCCUCUUGCUUGCCAAAGAGAUCAGAUAGCCUUGAUGGGUAGAAUGUUUGCUAUUAGUGAGUGAGGUUGCUAUGGGGGCAGAUACACACCAGCAUAGGUACAGUGGGUAAUGUGCAGUGCUGGAGCACUCUGUAGGACGACAUUCAUCAUCAUCACGCCUUUCAUCCUGGAAGAUCUGAUAACAUUGUUGUACUGCCUCGCAGCAAGCCAAAUGUGAUAAAACAAUACAAUAAUUUUAGUCAAUUUUUAAAGUAGUAUAAAUUGUGAAUGUGAAUACCAUGUCUUUAAUUAUUUUAUCUUGGCAUAACAUUGUCCUAUUUUAACUCCACAUUUAUUUUGAUGAUUUAUUUUACUCUGUGCACAAAGGGGUAAUGUCAACAGUCAACUACACUGGCAUGGAACAAUGUCAAAAUCCAUUUUUUGUUGAGAAAUAAAGUUGUGUGAUGAGGCAUAUAAGGCAUCAGUAAGUGUGUACGUAUAGUGUUAAUAUUAAGUAAAACUGAAGACAUCUUUCUCCUUCCUUGCAUCAAGCAUAGCCCUCCAAAAAGAUUGUUGCUUGUUGGAGUGUAUUUUGCACAAUAUUACACAGUAUGCCAGACUGAAAGCCUAUUUGUUGUUCCUUAAUAAAAUGUUUCUGUAUGACAUGCAAAAUUUAACAGGCUUGAGCAAAACAGCUUGCUAAAUUUCAGUUUCCAUUGACAUCCUAUAUUUGGCCAUGGUUUUGUUCAAAAGAAUCUCUGAAAAUUGCAUAUGUGCUUUGAUCUGACCAGGAUACAUUGGGAGGCUGGGUGCCCAGCAGCAAACCCCAGUUUCACUCAAGUACUUGCUCAGACCAGGGGUAAGGGCUGACCACACUCUUGAGGAGGAGGAGGAUUACAUCAACAGGUCAUCAGGUGUCCAGUUGAUUUUUCCUUAAACAUAUGGUAUGACUUCACAAUGGUAUCAAUCACCUAAAAUGUUAAAUCUUCUCCAGGUGACUACAGAUCUGAACUUGAGUAAUCCGGGUAGCCUGUAUAAUGAGUAUUACAAUGCUCCCAGUAAGGUGCAGUGUUGGAAGACUGGGGUGUUGAGCAGGAGAAGAUCACACUGCCUGUUCCCAUGCUAUCAAGGCCAACAGAAACAAAAUGGCAAUUACAAUUUACAGUAUGGAUACUGAUUCAAUUCCAAUUAUACCUUCAUUAUUUGUUUGAAGAUCUUCUGACCAGUUACUUAAUGACAUUGAGUUGAUCAACACCACCAGUCUUCGCUGAUUUUGUUCCUUCUGCAUUUGCCUCAUUCUAAGUUUACUGAUAUAACAAAAAAUGGCUUAAAUUUGGCAGUUACAUGGCAACAUUUUUGUCGAAUAUUUUGAUGUUGUUUGUAAUACUUGUAUGUCCUCAUCCUGAUUGGAUGAUGUCCGAAACUUAUAUUUUGUUUUAAACCUUUUUUAAAAGUUACACAAUUUAUCUAAAAAUAUAAUUUAAAAUGUUUAUACUGAACGUUGAGCAACUUUAAAAUAUAUAUGAAUAAAUAUAUAUGAAUAAUAUAUAUAUAUGUUUAAUGCUUGUCUAGGGAUACUGAGGUCUUUUAACAAAAGCUGACAUGCAUGCAAGGUUAUUGUGGCUCUCUGAGGGAGUAUUUCCCACUUCCCACUCUGUGUGUCAGGCCCUCUGGUGGGAGCUUAUGUGAGGUAGAUAACUCUGCUAUUCAGAGGUGAACUUACAAUGAGGUGAUAUUUACUCAUUUACUCGAUCUUUAUUGAAAUUGGUGUCCUGCUACUGAUGUGUUUCCAUGUUGUUAUUGUCGUAUGCUAUCUAGCAACAAGAGUGUGCCGUCACAGACUCUCAACUUGAUAGAAAACAGUUUAGAUCCACGUGUUACAGGCUAGUGACUGAAAUAAAUGCUUUUGAAAUAUAAA